AUGGCAAAUGAAACAUCGACCACUUGUUCGAGGUCUUUCAAGCCUGAUGAGAGUUUUCGUUCUUUUGUGAAUGUAUUCAUGGCGAUGUGCUUCAUCGCAUGCAUUAUAUCUCAACUCUAUAUAUACCACAAGUUUACAAGGAUGGAGGAACGCAUUGAUAACUUGGGAAACAUAGUGGAGAAGAUCGUUGUUGAAAGAUCAUCCAAGUCCCAUACAAAUCAAACAGCCUUGGAUGAAAACAAUGUAGUGCGGCAAAGAAGGUCCGUACAACAAAGGGACACUAAUCUGCAAAGUCUGGCUAAGCGUGUGAUUGUGAUUGAAAGGAGGUGAGCAGAAACAUCACCAGGGCGAUUGAUGAACUUUAGACCGUCGGAAUAAGCCUAAAACAAUUCUCUGAGUUUGUUUUCAUGAAAACUUAGAACGGUAUCCUUAAAAACCAAAGACGAAGAAGUUUCCCCAUUGAAUAUAUUUUUAAUUAAUUUAUUUUUUCUUAAAAGAGCAUUUCUUCUUCAUUAGAUUACAAGAAUACAACAGAACUUCCGCUGAAAGGUGGAUGUCAAGGUAUUUUGUAAGAGGUCAGUAA
Messenger RNA from Porites evermanni, 583 nucleotides. Lineage: Eukaryota; Metazoa; Cnidaria; Anthozoa; Scleractinia; Poritidae. The record is from the annotation of a GenBank genome assembly.